Stegostoma tigrinum is the source of this 10218-nucleotide messenger RNA. RefSeq names its product protein kinase cGMP-dependent 2 (gene prkg2). Gene Ontology annotation, molecular function: ATP binding; cGMP-dependent protein kinase activity. The transcript is spliced from 19 exons. The record is from RefSeq and is a predicted model, not a curated record. Gene Ontology annotation, biological process: protein phosphorylation. Bases 287 to 2638 code for a protein of 783 amino acids. NCBI's taxonomy places the organism in Eukaryota, Metazoa, Chordata, Chondrichthyes, Orectolobiformes, Stegostomatidae.
CAGCCUUGGCACCUUCACUGCCGCGAACUAGUGUCACCGGGGCACGUUUCUGUGGUUACAGCUUAUCCCUGCCUGAUCGCAGAAUCACUGUGCACGUUGACGGUGGGGCGUUCCGCCUGCGAAACGAUUCGAGGACAGAGCUUUGUGCCGUGCAGGCGCUCCCCGCAGAGAAACAGCCGAAAACUCCGAUUCAGCGCAGCCGGAGUUCAAUAAAACGCUUUAGCACCGGGUAAGCAGCAUCUGUCAGUAUAGAACAAGGAACGCUUGUGUCAGAUCCCCUGACAAAAUGGGAAAUGGCUUUGUUAAAUCCAAGCAACUAAGAGAACCAGAAAGCCACGCAGCAAAUCUUUCUAUCGACAGCAUCAAGAUUUCAAGAGACAAUGGCAGUAGUUCAACUGUUAAAGCCACAGCAGAAAUCCUGAAGGACAGAUUAUUGGAACUUGAAUUGGAGAAUAAAAGCAAAGAUGACAAAUUGCAAGAGAAGGAGUGUAGGAUACAAGACCUGGAAAAGCAGAUUAUCAGGCAGACCCGAACUAUUGCUGAAAUCACAGAGCAAUUACAAGCUAAAUGCAUUCAACUAAACAAACUGCAAGAUGUAGUUAAAACUCAGUGUGGAGUCCUUCUUCAGUCGUCUCCAUCACCACUUAGAACUACUAACAGAAUUAUGAAUCAGUGCACCGGUUUAUUCAAAGAUAUUGGAAGCAGAAGGAAAGGUGCUAAAGAGGGUGUAUCUGCAGAACCUACCACCAGGACUUAUGAUUCCAACAAACUGCCAGAGUUCUCUUUGGAAAGAGCCAGGGUUCGAAAGGAUUCAGGAGUGAAGAAGCUUAUAACAGAGGCCUUCAAUAAGAACCAGUUUCUGAAGCGACUGGAGACACAGCAGAUCAGAGACAUGGUGGAGUGUAUGUAUGAGAAAAACUAUCAACAUGGUGACUGUGUUAUUAAGCAAGGAGAACCUGGCAACCAUCUCUACGUGUUAGCAGAGGGAAAAUUGGAAGUCGUCCAAAACAACAAAAUUUUAACAUCUAUCAGUAUAUGGACUGCAUUUGGUGAACUUGCAAUUUUAUAUAACUGCACAAGGACAGCCUCUGUGAAAGCUUUAAGCAGCGUCAAAACUUGGGUACUGGACCAAGAUGUCUUCCGGAAUAUUAUGAGAGGAACUGCGCAGGCCAGACAUGAUCAAUACAGAAACUUUCUCAGAAGUGUUUCUCUGCUUAAGAACCUACCAGAAGAUAAACUCACGAAGAUAGUGGACUGCUUGGAAGUAGAAUACUAUGAUAAAGGAGAUUACAUUAUUCGGGAAGGUGAAGAAGGUAGUACUUUCUUUAUCUUGGCGAAGGGAAAGGUAAAAGUCACACAGAGCACCGAAUACCAUAUAGAGCCUCAGCUGAUCAAAGUCCUUCAGAGAGGAGAUUACUUUGGAGAGAAAGCUCUAAUCAGUGAUGAUGUGAGGUCAGCUAAUAUAAUUGCUGAUGAAAACAAUGUGGAAUGCCUUGUGAUAGACAGAGAAACAUUCAAUCAAACGGUCGGAACAUUUGAUGAACUCCAGAACUACCUUCAGGGUUAUGUAGCGGAGUUGACUAGAGAUGAUGAGAAAAGACAUGCCAGGAUAUCCACGCAUGCACAAGGGGGAGAAAUUUCUUUAGAGAUGAUUCGGUUGAAGGAGAAGGUUGCCACAUUUUCAUCGACAUCACCUUUCAGAAGCCUGGAGAUCAUCACCACCUUGGGAGUAGGUGGAUUUGGGAGAGUCGAGCUGGUAAAAAUGAAGAAUGAAGAUGUGACCUUUGCUGUGAAAUGCAUUAAGAAAAAGCACAUUGUUGACACAAGACAACAGGAGCACAUACAUUCAGAGAAGAAAAUUCUAGAAGAGGCUUGCUCUCCAUUUAUUGUGAGACUAUUUCGCAGUUUUAAAGACAACAAGUAUGUUUACAUGCUGUUGGAAGCUUGUCUUGGAGGAGAGAUUUGGAGCAUCCUUAGAGAUAGAGGUUGCUUUGAUGGGUUCACGGCAAAAUUUUGUACUUCUUGUGUGACUGAAGCAUUUGAUUACCUGCAUCAUAUUGGAGUCAUCUACAGGGAUCUGAAGCCAGAAAAUCUGAUGCUAGAUAGUGAAGGAUACAUAAAGCUGGUUGACUUUGGAUUUGCUAAGAAAAUUGGCAAAGGUCAGAAAACAUGGACAUUUUGUGGCACUCCUGAAUAUGUAGCACCCGAGAUCAUCUUGAACAAGGGCCAUGAUUUUGCUGUAGACUUCUGGUCACUGGGAAUUCUGGUUUUUGAGCUUCUUAAUGGAAGUCCACCAUUUUCUGGCUUCGACCAGAUGAUGACAUACAACUUGAUUCUCAAAGGAAUUGAAAAACUGGAUUUUCCUAAGAAAAUAACAAAACGCCCUGAAGAAAUCAUUCGUAGACUGUGCAAGCAAAACCCAACCGAACGCCUGGGAAAUCUGAAAAAUGGAAUCAAUGAUAUAAAAAAGCACAGAUGGUUCAGUGGAUUUAACUGGGAAGGAUUGAAAGCCAGAACAUUACCAUCGCCUUUAAAAAGAGAGCUUAAAGGUCCUACAGAUUAUAGAUACUUUGACAAGUACCCUCCUGAUAAGGAUAUUCCCCCAGAUGAACUUUCAGGCUGGGACAAGGAUUUCUAAAUCGAUGACAAGUCACCUACUACAUGGAGAUAAGAAGGCUCCAACUUUUACUCUUAUUCAAUGAUCAUAAACAAUCUGAACAAUUUCCUGUUAUAUGGUAUUGAUAGAAACCAACCAGCAGCAGCUUCUACAAAAUAAAGAAUUAACAAUGAAUAUGAUAAAGAAGGAAAGAAAUAACUUUUUAAAAAAUCACAGAUCAGUAACGGUUUCUUCUGGAGUUAACUCGAAAAAACAUUUUCUAUUUAAAUAGCUGCUAUAGGUCAAAUAUGGCCUGUGCAAAUAAUUCUUUCGGCUGUAGUAAGAUGGUUGCACUCUGUGGGCAGAAGCAUGUGGAGGUAUUGAAUAGCCAGGAUAAACAGUUGUACAGCUGCAGUCAGUAGCAGUAUUUGCACUGCAACAUUUCUUCCCAGUAUGCACAUGCUGAGAACUCCAAGCCACGACAUCUUUGAUCAGGCAGAAUUAUUGUUUUUAUAUUAAGACCUCACAGGCUUUCUACGCAUUAUGCUGAUUUCACCUGCAGAGUAUUUUUCUGGUGGACUGCGUACAAUCACGUUCCUUCCUGGCUUGGCGAUAAUAUCAUUUCCUGAGAGGCUACCCUGACAAGCCACUUCAGAACAUUGUAUAUUUCAAUUAGAUAACCCCUCAUUGUUCUAAACUCCAGGGAAUAUAGGCCCAAUUUAGCAAUUCAUCAUUAGAAUGAUCUUUUCAUCCAAAUACUAAUCUAGUGAACCUUCUCUGUGCUGCCUCCAGUACAAAUACAGGUGUAUCCUCCCUUAAAGAUGAAGGCCAAAACUACACACUGUGCUCUAUGUGUGGUCACACCAAUGUGCUGUUAAAUAGUAGGAAGGCUUCCAUUUAUUGUAAUACAGGCCCAAUGCAAUAAAGACAAAUAUGCCAUUUGCCUUCCUUGCUGUGUCCUAUACUUGCACAUCCAAUUAUUUACAUUCUUUGUAUGAGUACUCCCAAGUUCCCUGAACAUCAACAUCUAUAAGCUUCACGUUUUUUUUUAAUCUGCUUUUCUUGUGACCAAAAUAAGUAACUUAAUAUUUUGCCACACUGUACUUCAUCUUGUUGUGCAUUUACUUAACCUGCCUGUAUGUCUUUGCAGCAACGCUGUUUUCCUCACUCGGUAUCGUUCUACCCACUGUAAUUUCAUCAGCAGACUUACUCUCAUUACUUUCUACCUCUUUGUUUCACUCAUUAAUGUAGAUUUUAAAUAGCUGAGGCCUCAGAACUGAUGUUGUGGCACAUCACAUAAGAACAUAAGAACUAAGAGCAGGAGUAGGCCAUCUGGCCCCUCGAGCCUGCCCCGCCAUUCAAUAAGAUCAUGGCUGAUUUUUGAGACUCAGCUCCACUUACCCACCCACUCACCUUAACCCUUAAUUCCUUUACUGUUCAAAAAUUUAUCUAGCCUUGCCUUAAAAACAUUCAGAGAGGUAGCUUCAGUCACUUCACUGGGCAGGGAAUUCCACAGAUUCACAUCCCUUUGGGUGAAGAAGUUCCUCCUGACCUCAGGCAUACAUCUGCUCUAUUUCCCUCUGCAGACUUUGUGUCUUCUACACACUUUGCUCUACCACUCACUUGAGUGUCAUCUGCAAAUUUUGACACCCCACACUUAGUCCCCAACUCCAAAUCAUCUAUGUAAAUUGUAAACAAUUGAGAUCACAACACUGAUCCCUGAGGCACACCACUAGCCACGGACCACCGACCAGAAAACACUCAUUUACCCCUGCUCUUUGCUUACUACUGGUCAACCAAUCCUCUAUCCAUGCAAAUACAUUACCUGUAAUACUGUGCAACUUUAUCUUAUGUAGCAGCCUUUGGUGUGGCAUCUUGUCAAAUGCCUUCUGGAAAUCCAGAUACACCACAUCCACUGGUUCCCCAUUGUCCAGCCGACGCCAACAAUGCUCCACCCACAACCUCCACAGCCAGCAACCCCAGAGGAGACAGCCACACCAAGCCCUGCUGAAUUUUCACCAUCCCCCCAGACCCUAACCCUAACCCUAACCCUAACCCUAACCCUAAUGGUCAGUCCUCAGCAAGGGGCCCACAUUUGUCCCCCUCCACCCACACAUCAACAAAUACCAGUCACAUCUGGACAUCGAGCAGUUUUUUCGCUGUCUCCGCCUCCACGCUUACUUCUCUAAUCGUGAGCCUUAUCCUCCCUCCACUGACCCCUUCACCCACCUCCCACAUAAGUCCUCCUCCUGGACACCACCCACAGGCCUCCUACCCUCCCUUGACCUCUUCAUCUCCAACUGCCAUCAAGAUACCGCCUCAAACUCUCCACCCCUCCUACCCACUCUAACCUCUGCCUUGCAGAACAUGCAGCCCUCCGCUCCCUCCACUCCAAUCCUAACCUCACCAUCAAACCCACAGACAAGGGAGGCACAGUUGUAGUAUGGGGUACUGACCUGUACAUUACUGAAGCCAGACGCCAACUUUCCGACACCAACUUCUACUGCCCCCUGGAUCAUGACCCCACCCCGAGCACAAAACCAUUCACAACCUCAUCACCUCAGGUGACCUCCCACCCACAGCCUCCAACCUCAUUGUUCCCCAACACCACACCGCCCGCUUCGAUCUCCUUCUCAAAAUCCUCAAACCCACCUGCCCUUGUCGACCUAUUUUCUCCACCUGCCCCUGCCCCACCAAACUCAUCUCCACCUAUCUGGACUCCAUUUUCUCCCCCUUGGUCCAGGAACUCCCUACCUAUGUCUGUGACACCACUCACGUCCUCCACCUCCUCCAGAACUUCCAAUUCCCCGGUCACCCAACACCUCAUUUUCACCAUGGACAUCCAGUCCCUAUACACUUGCAUUCCCCAUGCAGUUGGCCUACAGGUCCUCCGUUUCUUCCUGUCCCGCAGACCCAACCAUUCCCCCUCCACCGACACCCUCAUCCGCCCAGCCGAACCCGCCCUCACCCUCAACAACUUCUCUUUCGAUUCCUCCCACUUCCUACAGACAAAGGGGGUGGCCAUGGGUACCCGCAUGGGCCCAAGCUAUGCCUGCCUCUUUGUAGGUUACAUGGAACAAUCCCUCUUUCGCACCUAUACUGGCCCCAAACCCCACCUCUUCCUCCGUUACAUUGAUGACUGUAUCGGCGCCGCCUCUUGCUCCCCAGAGGAGCUCGAUCAGUUCAUCCACUUCACCAACACCUUCCACCCCAACCUCAAGUUCACCUGGACCAUCUCGAACACAUCCCUCACCUUCCUGGACCUCUCUGCAUCCAUCUCAGGCAACCACCUACAAACCGAUGUCCACUUCAAGCCCACCAACUCCCAUAGCUACCUGGAAUACAGCUCCUCCCACCCACCUGCCUGAAAAAUUUCAAUCCCCUAUUCCCAAUUCCUUCACCUCCGCUGAAUCUGCUCCCAAGAUGAGGCAUUCCACUCCCGUACAUCCCAGAUGUCCUCGUUCCUCAAGGACUGCAACUUCCCCCCCCCCCGCAGUGGUCGAGAACGCCCUCGACUGUGUCUCCCUCAUUUCCCACACCUCAUCCCUCACACCUCACCCCCACAAUAACUGCCAAAAGAGAAUCCCCCUAGUCCUCACAUACCACCCCACCAACCUCCGGAUACAACGCAUCAUCCUCCGACACUUCUGCCAUCUACAAACCAACCCCACCACUAAAGACAUUUUUCCAUCGCCACCCUUGUCUGCAUUUUGGAGAGACCACUCUCUCCAUGACUCCCUUGUCUGCUCCACACUCCACUCCAACCCCACCACACCCGGCACUUUCACCUGCAACUGCAGGAAGUGCUACACCUGCCCCACACCUCCUCCCUCACCCCCAUCCCAGGCCCCAAGAUGACUUUCCACAUCAAGCAGAUGUUCAACUGCAUAUCUGCCAAUGUGAUAUACUGUAUCUGCUGUACCCGGUGUGACUUCCUCUGCAUUGGCAAAACCGAGCAGAGGCUUGGGGACCACUUUGCAGAACACCUCCACUCGGUUCGCAAUAAACAACUGCACCUCCCAGUCACAAACCAUUUCAACUCCCCCUCCCAUUCCUUAGACGACGUGUCCAUCCUGGGCCUCCUGCAGUGCCAUAAUGAUGCCACCUAUAGGUUGCAGGAACAGCAACUCAUACUCUGCUUGGGAACCCUGCAGCCCAAUGGUAUCAAUGUGGAUUUCACCAGCUUCAAAAUCUCCUCUCCCCCCACUGCAUUCCAAAACCAGCCUAGCUCAUCUCUGCCUGCCUAACCUGUUCUUCCUCUCACCUAUCCCUCCUCCCACCUCAAGCCAUACCUCCAUUUUCUACCUACUAACCUCAUCCCACUCCCUUGACCUGUCCGUCCUCCCCAGACUGACCUAUCCCCUCCCUACGACCCACCCAUACUCUCUCGUCCAGCUAUCUUCUCCUCUAUCCAGCUUCAGUCCACCUCCCCCUCUCUCCCUAUUUAUUUCAGAAUCCUCUCCCCAUCCCCCUUUUCUGAUGAAGCAUCUGGGCCCAAAACGCCAGCUUUUGUGCUCCUAAGAUGCUGCUUGUCCUGCUGUGUUCAUCCAGCUCUACACCUUGUUAUCUCGGAUUCUCCAGCAUCUGCAGUUCCCCUUAUCUCUGGACUCUAGUUACCUGCAUUUUGUCUACUUCCUUUUUUAAACAGUGGUGUCACAUUGUCUGUUCUCCAAUCUGCGGGAACGACCCCAGAGUCCAGUGAAUUUUGGUGAAUAACUACUAGUGCAUUUGCUAUUUCCCCCAUCACCUCUUUGAGUACCCUGGGAUGCAUUUCAUCAGGGCCAGGAGACUUGCCUACCUUUAGACCCAUUAGCUUUCCCAGCACUGCCCCCGUAGUGAUAAUGAUAGUUUCUAGGUCCUCACCUCCUAUAACCAUUUUGUCAUUAGUUUUUGGCAUGUUAUUUGUGUCUUCCACUGUGAAGACCGACACGAAAUAACUGUUUAAUGUAUCGACUAUUUCCUCAUUCCCAAUUAUUAAAUUGACCUUCUCAUCCUCUAAAGGACCAAUGUUUACUUUCGCCACUCUUUUAUGAUUUACAUAUUUAUAGAAACUUUUACUGCCUGUUUUUAUAUUCUGAGCUAUUUUACUCUCACAAUCUAUUUUACUUUUCUUUAUAACUUUUUUAUGGCUUUCUGUUGGCCUUUAAUCAUUUUACAGUUUACCAGUUUCCCACUACUCUUUGCUUUUUUGUUUGUAUGUUUUUUUCAAUCUGAUACUUUCCUUUAUUUCCUUAGACAUUCAUGGCUGGCUGUCUCUUUUCCGACAGUUCUUCCUUGUGACUGGAAUAUACUUCUGCUGAGCAGAAGUAUUGUUGAAAUAUUGUUCUGAAAGUCCUCCACUGCUCCUCAAUUGAUUCACCAUAAAGUUUUUGCUCCCAUUCUACCUUAGUUAACUCCUUCCUCAUUCCUUCAUAGCCUCCUUUGCUUAAGCACAGGACAUAGAUACUGGACUUAACCUUCUGAUGCUCCAUCUGUAUUUUAAAUUUGACCAUCCUGUGAUCGCUCCUUCCAAGAGGAUCCCUAACUGUGAGAUUAUUAAUUAUUCCUGUCUUUUUACACAGGACUAGAUCUAGGAUAGCUUGCUCCUUCGUAGGUUCCAUUACAUAUUGUUCAAGGAAAUUAUUGCGAAUGCAUUCUAUGAACGCAUCUAUGUAACUUGUGAACAAUUGAGGACCCAACACCGAUCACUAAGGCACACCACUAGCCGCUGACCGCCAAACAGAAAAACACCCAUUUAACUCUACACUUUGCUUUCUACUGGUCAACCAAUCCUCUAUCCAUGCCAAUACAUUACCUGUAAUACCAUGCAGCUUUAUCUUAUGUAGCAGCCUUUGGUGUGGCAGCUUGUCAAAGGCAGCCAUGGCUGACCUGUUUUGACCAAUCGAUAUGUAGAUUAAAAUCCCCCAUGAUAAUUGCUGUACCAUUUUUACAGGCACUGACUAUUUCUGUGUUUAUUGUCCACCCCACCAUGAUGCCAAUAUUCGGUAGCCUAUAGACCACACCUACCAGUGACCUCCUCUCCCUGCCAUUCCUAAUUUCCACCCAAAUGGAUUCAUCAUUUUGUUAAGUAGAAUUUAUAUCAUCUCCUACUGCUGCCCUGAUAUUAUCCUUAAAAAUCAGAGAAACACCACCUUCCUUACCUUCCUAUCUGCCCUUCUGAACAGUUUGAUACCCCUGGAUAUUUAACUCCCAGCCAUGACCAUCCUGUAACGAUGUCUCUGUAAUGGCCACUAAAUCAAACCCAUUUGCCAUGACUUGCACCAUCAACUCAUCCAACUUGUUUCAAAUGCUCCGAGCAUUCAGAUAAAGUGCCCUUAUGCCAGCUUUUGCACCUUCUUUUUGGGCCCUACUGCCUCCAUUACUAACAACUCUUGAGUUCUCCUUCCCUUUAACUUUUUCCCUAAUUUUCAAUGGAUUUGAAGCUUCCUCGUCACCUGCUAACUUGCUGCUUUGCCUUACAUUAAUAGUUAUUCUCCUUGUAUGCUCACUUCUUCCUUCCCCCCUACUUACUAGUUUAAAGUCCUAUUAACCACCCUAUUUCUCCUUUUUGGCAGAACACUGGACCCAGGCUUGUUCAGGUGGAUUCCAUCCCAGCGUUUAGAUCCCUCCUUUCCCAGAACUGAUGCCAGUGCCCCAUGAAAAGGAAAUCCUCUUUCCCACACCACUCUUUCAGCCACGUGUUUACUUCCCUGACCCUCGCCUCCCUAUGCCAAUUUGCACAUGGCUCAGGCAGCAAUCCGGAGAUUAUGACCCUUGAAGACCUGUUUUUUAAUUUUUUUUCCUAGCUUUUCAUAAUCCUGAAAUAGGUCUUUUUUCCUAGUGCUGCCUAUGUUGUUGGUACCUACGUGGGCCACAACAACUUGAUCAUCCCCCUCCCUCUCUAAUAUCUUCUCAAGCCAGUCAGAGAUGUCCCGCACCCUGGCACCAGGUAGGCAACACACCAUGCGGGUCUCUCUCUCCUGCUCGCAAAGGAUACUGUCUAUCCCCCUGAUGAUAGAAUCCCCUACAGCUACAAACUGUCUUUUUGCUCCCCGCUCUUGAAUGGUCUCCUGGACCAUGCUGCUGUGGUCAGUUGACCCAUCCUUCCUGCAGCGCUGUUCCUCAUCCACACAAGCAGCAAGUGCCUCAUACCUAUGGGACAAUGUUCAGGGCUGCAGCUCCUGUGUUCCUGUCUGCAGGAUCCCUCUACCUGCCUCACUCGCAGUCACACACUGCUGUCCCCGCUCACCAAUUGAAUUAACAUUAGUUAAUCUAAUAGGUGUGACUGCCUCCUUGAACACAGCAUCUAGGUAUUUCUCCCCCUCCCGGAUGUGCUGCAGUGUUUGGAGUUCAGAUUCCAGCUCAUCAGUUUUGAGCCGGAGCUCCUCAAGCAGCCAACGCUUGCUGCACAUGUGGUCACUGCCAUUCUGAAUGGGAUCAGCUAGCUCCCACAUCAUACAGCUACAGCACGUCGCCUGGCCUGCCAUCUCUACUUCAUUAAUUAUUUAAAAUGAAUUAGUUUUUUUUAGUUUCGCAGUGUUUGCUGCUCCAAAAAGUUUACUCCGUUAUAUACUCAAACAGACUCUGGCUUUGGCUUCCGACCCGCUCCCAGAGGAUUUGGCGUCUGGGUGACCACCCCAAAA